AUGGCUCCCAGACCCAUCUUUACUCUUACACACCCGCGAGCAUGCUCGACGGCUUUUGAACGGGUUUUUAUGACCCGUCGCGACAUCCUCGAGUGCUCUCACGAGCCCUUUGCCGAUGCCUUUUACCUGGGGCCGGAGCUCAUGAGCGAUCGCUUCAAGGAUGAUGCUGCCGACCGCGGAUCCUUGGGCAUGUCCUGUUCCGACACCUACCAGACCGUGUUGGACCGCUUUGCCGAGAUGCAAUCACAGAGAGGACGUGAGAUGCUCUUGGCCGAGCGUUGCGACCCAAUUGACCACGAACAAGCACUCACCUCUUUCCAGGGAAAGCGCCUCUUCAUCAAGGACAUGGCCUACUACAUCAUGCAGCCCGACGGCAAGCCCACCGACAUUGCCCCCUCGGUGGGCGGCCGCGCAGAGCCCGCCAACCCGACCGUGCUGCCGCUCGCCGUGCUGGGCAAAUUCCACUUCACCUUUCUCAUCCGCCACCCGCGCCGCUCAAUCCCCUCGUACUGGCGCUGCUGCCUGCCGCCGCUGAGCGACCGCAACGGCUUCCCCUACUUUUUGCCUAGCGAGGCCGGCUACGAGGAGCUCGUCCGCCUCUUUGACUACCUGCUCGAGAGCGGCGUCACCGACAAGGAGCACCUCACCGUCCUCGACGCCGACGACCUCCUCGACAACCCCGAGGACACGAUUCGCCUGUUUUGCGAGCGCACCGGCAUCGACUACUCGCCGGCCAUGCUCGAGUGGUCCGCCGAGGACGGCCAGAUUGCCACGGAAAAGUUUGCCAAAUUUGAUGGAUUCCACGACGACUGCCUCCGUACCACGCGACUCGAGGGCAGAUCCCAUGCACAGAAAAUCUCAACAGUCGAGUCUGAAGACGCUGAGUGGACCAAGAAAUAUGGCCCCGAGGCGCAAAAGAUUAUCCGCCAAACUGUCAAUGACAAUAUCCCUUAUUACGAGUAUCUGAAGCAGUUCACUAUCAAGGCAUAG
Beauveria bassiana ARSEF 2860 is the source of this 990-nucleotide messenger RNA. Its product is annotated as Zn-dependent alcohol dehydrogenases (ISS). The transcript is spliced from 4 exons. Lineage: Eukaryota; Fungi; Ascomycota; Sordariomycetes; Hypocreales; Cordycipitaceae. Bases 1 to 990 code for a protein of 329 amino acids. The record is from RefSeq and is a predicted model, not a curated record.